Molecule: messenger RNA, 1120 nt
Organism: Exserohilum turcica Et28A
Lineage: Eukaryota; Fungi; Ascomycota; Dothideomycetes; Pleosporales; Pleosporaceae
Exons: 3
Coding region: 82-1050 (322 amino acids)
Biological process (GO): mitochondrial fission
Cellular component (GO): mitochondrion
Source: RefSeq, a predicted model, not a curated record
GAACCUCUCCUUUCUCACUUUGUUCUUGCGCGCGGAUCCGGUCUAUCGUUAGAAGAGGAGGUCAAAUCGUGAAUUGGUACCAUGGCCAAAGACAGCAAUAAGAAGGUCGACGAGGUCGAUGGCGUGCCCGUAGAGCGACAAGGCACCCGUCCGGACUUUUCGGUACCACCGCCUAGGAAACGGCUGCCGAAGGAGCUGCAGGAUACGCUCAAUGAUGAGGACAAGAUGUGGGAUGUGCUGUAUGAUGGCGAAGGCGACGACUCAACCGAUACGUCCCUCCGCUAUGCUGCGUACGCAUCUCGUAUCCGUACAAUCAUGCUCUCUGCGCACCGAUAUGUAGCCUAUACCUCCGACAUUGGCGAGUCUUUCCGCCCCAUCGCGCACCCGUACUUGGUCAAAGGCGCCUAUGGCGUGUCCUGGCUCUACCUCACUGGCGACGUCGCCCACGAGGGCUACAAAGCCUACUGCAGGAACCAGCGCACGCUGCACCCGGAGAAGUUCAUCGAUGAAGAUGCCGCCAAGGCGCUUGGAGAGAAGAAAGACCAGGACAUGGCGGCGACAGGAGGUGCUUCUGGCUCAAGCUUCUUUGGCAAGAUCCAGGACCUGGCCAAGGGUGCGACGAGUACCGAGGGCGUCAAGUAUGGCGAUUCUGCCAGUGCGCUGACGGGCGGUCAGGUGGUCGCAGGACGCAUACCGGCGAUUGAGGACUACCGGGCUGUCAUGGCGCAGCGAGCUGUCUUCCAGGCUGUGGCUUCUAUGGGAUUGCCUGCAUUUACCAUUCAUAGUAUCGUACGGUAUUCUGGGCGUGCGCUGAAAGAUGUCAAGAAUAAGACAUUCAGGACCUGGGCUCCAAUUGGGCUUGGUCUUGCGGCCGUUCCAUUCCUCCCCUUUGUGUUUGACGAGCCAGUCGAGCAUGCAACCGAGUGGAUCUUCUACAAUGCCUUCAAAACGUUUGGUGGGGAAAAGGCCGUGGAAGGUCGACCGGUGAUUGGAGCAAAGGAGCUGAGGAAGGAAGAGACAGAGGCGAACAAGGCGAAGAAAGAAUUAUAAGCGGGUUGGAAUCAUGACGAGAUAGUCCACCCGUCUUUGUAUAUACGAUACCCCGAAGCAUACGAUCCGC